GUUUUACACAUAACUUUUUAUAUUUCUUCCCAAGAAGCCUCAGUAUAAGCUUAAAGCAAUGGCUCAAGAUCAACAGUUAGGAGUGCUCAAGGCAUUAGAUGUGGCUAAAACACAACUUUACCAUUUCACGGCGAUUGUUAUCGCCGGGAUGGGUUUCUUCACUGAUGCCUACGAUCUUUUUUGUAUCUCAUUGGUCACCAAGCUCCUAGGCCGAAUCUAUUACCACAAGGCUGGUGCAGAAAAGCCGGGAACACUCCCACCAGAAGUAGCGGCCGCAGUCAAUGGUGUCGCUCUUUGUGGGACACUUGCGGGUCAGCUCUUCUUUGGGUGGCUUGGAGACAAACUCGGUCGGAAAAAAGUGUAUGGAAUCACUUUGAUCAUGAUGGUUCUUUGUUCCGUCGCCUCCGGUCUCUCUUUUGGGAACAGUCCAAAAGGGGUCAUGACCACUCUUUGUUUCUUCAGGUUUUGGCUCGGAGUUGGUAUUGGAGGUGACUACCCACUGUCAGCUACGAUCAUGUCGGAGUAUGCGAACAAGAAAACACGCGGUGCAUUCAUCGCAGCUGUGUUCGCUAUGCAAGGUUUUGGGAUCAUGGCCGGAGGUAUUGUUGCGCUCAUAUUUUCAAGCAUUUUUGACCACCAGUUUCCAUCACCAAUCUAUAGUGUAGACGCUGUUGCCUCGACUGUACCUCAAGCUGAUUACUUAUGGCGUAUCAUCCUUAUGGUGGGUGCUCUCCCUGCCGGUAUGACGUAUUAUUGGCGUAUGAAAAUGCCCGAAACGGCUCGGUAUACAGCUUUAGUCGCCAAAAACCUUAAACAAGCCACACAAGAUAUGUCUAAAGUCUUGCAAGUGGAUCUUGAAGCUGAGGAAGAAAGUUCUAAUAAGAUUGUUAGAGAUCCUAAGCUCAACUACGGAUUUUUCUCCAAGGAGUUCCUUAAACGUCAUGGACUUCCUCUCCUUGGAACUACCUCCACUUGGUUUUUACUUGACAUCGCGUUUUACAGCCAAAACUUAUUUCAAAAAGAUAUAUUUUCCGCGAUCGGAUGGAUCCCAAGGGCGGCAACUAUGAAUGCCAUCCAUGAGGUUUACAAGAUUGGCAGGGCUCAGACUCUCAUUGCGCUAUGCAGUACCGUCCCAGGUUACUGGUUCACGGUUGCCUUUAUUGAUAUCAUGGGAAGAUUUGCAAUUCAGCUAAUGGGAUUCUUCUUCAUGACCGUCUUUAUGUUCGCUAUAGCCUUCCCUUACGAGCACUGGAUCAAACCGGACAACCGCAUCGGAUUCGUCAUUAUUUAUUCCCUAACUUUCUUCUUUGCAAACUUUGGUCCAAAUGCAACUACAUUUGUGGUUCCUGCCGAGAUCUUCCCGGCCAGGCUAAGAUCCACUUGUCAUGGGAUAUCAGCCGCGGCAGGAAAGGCUGGGGCCAUCGUGGGUGCAUUCGGAUUCUUAUACGCAGCUCAGUCAAAGGAUAAAACCAAGACUGACGCUGGAUAUCCACCGGGCAUUGGUGUCAAGAACUCAUUGAUCAUGCUUGGUGUAAUUAACUUUGUUGGUAUGAUCAUGACGUUUCUAGUGCCUGAAUCUAAAGGGAAGUCUCUUGAGGAGCUUUCAGGUGAGAAUGUGAGUGAUGAGACCGCCCUGUCCGCGAACCCUACAGCUGGAAGAAACUAAAGCGUAAAACACUUUGGCCUUUACCUAAACCAGAACUCUAUAUAGUUACUUACUUACUUUGUCCAUCUGAUAUUUUGUAAAAUUAAACUAUUGUUUAUAUUCUGCUGUGGAUAUAUCAUAAUGUAUUAGAGUGUUGGUUUUAUU
Molecule: messenger RNA, 1810 nt
Organism: Capsella rubella
Lineage: Eukaryota; Viridiplantae; Streptophyta; Magnoliopsida; Brassicales; Brassicaceae
Product: probable inorganic phosphate transporter 1-3
Exons: 3
Coding region: 59-1666 (535 amino acids)
Biological process (GO): phosphate ion transport; transmembrane transport
Cellular component (GO): membrane
Molecular function (GO): phosphate transmembrane transporter activity
Source: RefSeq, a predicted model, not a curated record